Trichoderma gamsii is the source of this 810-nucleotide messenger RNA. RefSeq lists its product as hypothetical. Bases 1 to 810 code for a protein of 269 amino acids. The record is from RefSeq and is a predicted model, not a curated record. The transcript has 2 exons. NCBI's taxonomy places the organism in Eukaryota, Fungi, Ascomycota, Sordariomycetes, Hypocreales, Hypocreaceae.
AUGGCGGCACCUGAAGAUCUGGAAGCAGAGGGUGUAGCGCCAGCACAAGAGCCGAGCUUGGACACGGCAACAACCAACACUACAAGUACUUUGAACGAGAGUGAACAGAAUCUGCCUGUCCAAGGAGAAACGAGAGCAGAAUCCAAAAUUCUCGAGCCCACCACACGGUUUUCAGGUCGACAGAUUUUUUACAUCUUCGGCUUGGAUGGUAUUGGCGCAUUUGCUCUGUCAGGGGGUGUCAAUUUCGCCAUCGCGUACGCCAUGUACACCACACAAAACACAGUCAAGCGGCCUGUCCGCCUGUGGCAGCUCCCCAACACGCUGGCCGGUGAUGCUGCCGUCACGAUAUUCGUGCAGUGCGUCAUUACCUGGUUCGUCGAGCUGAUUCUCCUUCGCUACGAUCUUCGCCAUCGCUCGGUGCAGCCCAUCGGCUUCAUCUCACAGCCGACCAACCGAUGGCUGCGGCUGUUCUUCUUCCUCCCACGCGAUCCAGCUGAGGGAGUUGGAAACCCGCAUCGCAAGUGGACGUUUCUCGAAUUCAUCCAGCAGGCCUUACGGGGCCUCAGCUUUGGAGUCGUGAGCUUCCUGAUACUGUGGCCCAUUUUCAUGGGCGCACUGACAGGAUUCGGGAGAAAGGAGGGCGCCGACUAUGUCUAUCACGAUAAAUGGCUGCCUCAAGUGUUCAAAUUAAUCUUGGGUGGAGUUUUGGGCCUGCUAACGACGCCGCUAAUGGCCAUGUUCUGGUUGAUUAAAGCGGGCUGGGAAUACAAAAAGGAGGAGGAGGCAACUCCAGUGGCGGCAGAAGUAUGA